Molecule: messenger RNA, 3938 nt
Organism: Musca domestica (house fly)
Lineage: Eukaryota; Metazoa; Arthropoda; Insecta; Diptera; Muscidae
Exons: 11
Coding region: 471-3545 (1024 amino acids)
Molecular function (GO): monooxygenase activity; heme binding; oxidoreductase activity, acting on paired donors, with incorporation or reduction of molecular oxygen
Source: RefSeq, a predicted model, not a curated record
CUCACGCAACUUUGGAACUUAGAGUGGAGCGAAACAUAUUUUAAAGCAAUGGCGAGCUAAAUAUUAAAAAAUGCACUUUGAGGGAGAAAUAAAAGUACACAUUUUUCUAAUUUCUUUUUAAGGCGACUAGCUAGAUCACAAAAUGUGCAAUUCAUCGUCCACUUCAAGGCAUAAAUGUCGAACAUUUUUCGAUAUUUGAUACACUCAUAAUACAUACAUCACCGAACAUAAAUUCUUGUCCAAGCCGGGGCAACCUAAUACACACUUCUUAUUAUCACUUUGCUGUUCUCUGUUUUGAUAACAAAAAAAUGGACUCUCUAUUCUUAGAUUUGCCCAAUUUAUUUUUUGUGAAUACAACAUGCAUAAGUUCUUCGAGCGUUUCUGGUGAUUUAGUAUAGAUUUCGAUUUCGAUAUAUGAAGACAGACGGGCGGACGGUCGGCGGGAGAGGCAAAUAAAAUCGAGAAUAAAAAUGAUUUUGGAAAUUGUUAUUGUGUUUGUGACGUUGCUUUUGUUAUGGGACUAUUUAUCUAAAAAGCGACGCAAUGACAUGCUGAGCUACAUGAAAGGGCCCAACCCUUUGCCGGUUGUGGGGAAUGUUCUCUCAUAUCGUGGCCAAAAUCCCGAACAAAUCAUGACAUUCAUUACCAACAACAGCAAAAAGUAUGGCGACAUGUACCGCGUAUGGAUACUCCAACAGUUGGCUGUUUUCUCAUCGGAUCCUCGUGAUCUGGAGGUCAUUCUCAGUUCGCCCCAGCACAUAACCAAAAACAACUUGUACGAGUUGUUGCAUCAGUGGCUGGGCACUGGUCUGCUGAUGAGCUCAGGCAAGAAAUGGCAUUCGCGUCGUAAGAUAAUCACUCCAACAUUCCAUUUUAAAAUCCUGGAGCAAUUUGUGGAAAUAUUCGAUCAGCAGAGUGGGGUAAUGGUUAAAAAAUUGAGCGAUAAGGCCGAUGGGAAGUCAGCAAUUAAUAUCUUCCCAGUUAUUUGUUCAAUGGCUCUGGAUAUUAUUGCAGAAACUGCUAUGGGCGUCAAAAUCAAUGCUCAAAAUAAUCCCAAUUUUCCGUAUGUCCAGGCCGUAUUUACCGUCACCAACAUUACCACCAAGCGCUUCAUCAACGUUUGGCAUCGAAUCGAUUGGAUAUUCCGUCUGACGGCGCCCACAGAAUACAAGCGAUUGAACGAGAGCAUCCGAUUGAUGCACCAAUUUACCGAGAACAUAAUUAUGGAGCGAAGGGAGUCACUGCAAAAGACCAUUGACCAAAAUCGAUCCCUCGAAGAGGAUGACCUCGGACAGAAGAAGCGCAUGGCCUUGUUGGAUGUGCUAUUGCAGUCAACCAUCAACGGGGCUCCCCUGAGCAAUGAAGACAUCCGCGAAGAGGUGGAUACAUUCAUGUUUGAGGGCCACGACACCACCACCAGUGGCAUAUCAUUCGCCCUCUACCUCAUUGCCAGACAUCCCGAAGUCCAAAAGAAAUUAAUGGAGGAGAUCGUAGAAGUGCUGGGCACCGACAAAGAGCGUCCAGUGUCGCUGAGGGAUUUGGGUGAAUUGAAAUACCUGGAGUGUGUUAUAAAGGAGUCAUUGCGUCUUUAUCCACCAGUACCCAUGAUUGGUCGAUAUUUUACCGAAGACGUUGAAAUUCGUGGCAAGAAAAUUCCGGCUGGUACCAAUUUCACAAUGGGCUUUUUCGUGUGCCUCCGCAAUCCCAAAUAUUUCCCCGAUCCGGACUCCUUUAAGCCGGAACGUUUCCUUGUGGAGAACGGGGCCAACAUCGAUCCCUAUGCUUAUAUUCCAUUUUCGGCGGGUCCUCGUAACUGCAUUGGCCAGAAGUUUGCUGUUUUGGAAAUGAAGAGCACCAUAAGCAAAAUGUUGCGCCACUACGAACUACUGCCCUUGGGACCCGACGUCAGACCGAUGAUGAAUUUAAUUUUGCGCUCGGCCAAUGGAAACCACAUUGGAUUGAAGCCCAGACAGUCUUUGGUUGAAUAUUUUCCUACCUUGGGUGUUCCCUUUAGGCAGUGCACCUUCGUAAAAAUGCUAUGGCCAAUACUUUUAGCCGUGUUUGCAAUCCUCCUGGUGGCAGACUACUCUAGACGCCAGAAAGUCAUCGCCACCUUGGGAAAUAUUCCCUUGGUUUCCCACAUACCCUUUAUUGGAACGAUUGCGGUGCUCUUUCAGUUAAAUCCCGACAACUACGACAGGAAGUGGCAUGAAUUCAUACUCAGAUACGGCAAGACAUUCGGGUCCUUUCUGCUUGGCAUGGUCUUUGUGGUUACCACGGAUCAUCGAAUUGUGGACGCAUUGCUAGCCAGCAACGAGAAUUUAAGCAAGAACUUUGUAUACAAAAUGCUCACCAGUUGGCUGGGCAAUGGACUCUUGCUGAGCAGCGGAAAAUCGUGGCAGACAAUGCGAAAAAUCAUCACACCCACGUUCCACUUCAAAAUACUGGAGGGGUUUGUAGAGGUAUUUGAUCGACAAAGUGACGCCCUGAUUGCCAAACUGAAAUCGAAGGCCGAUGGAAUCACUCCUGUCAAUAUUUACGAACCAGUGGGACUCCUAACUUUGGAUAUAAUUGCUGAGACCGCAAUGGGAGUUGUCAUCAAUGCCCAGUCGGAUUCGAAGUCAGACUUAAUCCAAGCCGUCAAUGAAGUUACAGAUAUAAUGGCGAAUCGCUUUGUACGCCCCCAUCUAUCCUUCCAGCUCCUGGCAUGGAAUACGCACAUGAAACUGAAGCAGGGCAUCAAUGUUAUGCAUGCCUUUACUGAGAGAAUUAUCGAGGAGCGCAAGCAAUCGCUUCUGCAUGCCGAUGCAAGGCACACGACAGACGAGAUGGAGUUUGACGGUGAUGGUGUUGGUGCAAAGAAGCGUCUAGCAUUUCUAGAUGUUCUGCUACAGGCCCGGGUUGAUGGACAGCCCCUGCUCGAUAAGCAAAUUCGCGAUGAAGUCAACACUUUCAUGUUCGAAGGCCAUGACACCACCACAUCGGCCAUAUCAUUUUGCCUCUAUGCACUAUCGCGUCACCCAGAAAUUCAGGACAAAGUUUUUGAAGAGAUCCGAUCGAAUUUCGGUGAUGAUUUGAUUCGGCGAAUCAGCUACGCGGACUUGCAAAAAAUGAAUUAUUUGAAUUGCGUUAUAAAAGAAUCGCUGCGUCUAUUUCCACCAAUACCGGCUGUUGGCCGUUGCCUGGACAGGGAGUUGAAGCUGGACGACUGCACCAUACCUCGCCGCGCUAACGUUGUCAUUUUGCUUUGGGAAAUUCUGAGGGACCCUGAAAACUUCGUUGAUCCAUUAUCCUUCAAGCCCGAUCGCCAUCAAAAUGAGGGCAAUACCAAAGCGACUGGUUACAGUAACAUACCAUUCAGUGCGGGACCAAGGAAUUGCAUAGGACAACGAUUCGCCCUAUAUGAAAUGCGCACCAUACUGAUAAAGAUUCUGAGAAACUUUGAAUUGCUGCCACUAGGCGAAGAAGUCCAAGUUUCGAUGAAAAUAGUUUUGCGUUCCAAGAAUGGUGUAAAUAUUGGACUGAAGCCCAGGCAGUAUCAAUGAUCUUUAAUCAAUGUACAUGUGUAAUGAUGGAAAUUUGAAAACUAAAAAAUGUUAUUGUUAAAUAUAUGUAUAUCUCAGUAGCUCUACCUUAAGAUCUGUAUUCCUCUACUGGGUGAGCUUAUUGAAUAUACCUCUGUAGGAAGGAUCCAAUUCUUGUACUUUACAGCGUUCUCUAAAACUUGACGUAGCAGACACAUUUUUAUAUCUUCCCCACUGUGGUGAAAUACACGUCAUAUCACAAAAUCUCUCAAAUAAUGACGUUGUAAAAGCUGAUUAUUCUUAGAAUUAACCAAUUGUUAUAUUUUCCGAUUAGAAACAUAAACAUUUUUUUGUAUUAUUCAUUUCUAUGUUCAACACACAAAAGAAUAAAUUGUUCAUUUUUCAAUGUUGAAA